AUGGAAUUAGAAAAACAAAUAUACAAAUUCCACUAUUUCUUAACAUCGUGGAAAUACGCAAGAGUUUCAGCAAAAAGUCUAUUUUUAGGAUUACUAGGGAUAUCAUUAUUAUGUAUAGCUGUGUAUGUAUCUCUUUGCGUAAGACAAGGAGAAAGGAGAUUAGAAUUUUUAUAACAAGACAAUAGUGUAAUUUCUCAAUUUAAUGAGACUGUUGUUUACACAGUAAAUAUUGUAGAUCAUUCAAACAGCGAUCCCUUAUUACAAAUGAGAUUUUCAUUUAACAGAUAUUUAUUAUCACUUAGACAAAACAUUGCAAAAGAUCAUAAUAUAACUUAGGAAAUACUUUUUGUCGAUUCCAACAAUUAUUAAUCAAAUUUUGAUCUAUUUUUUUUAAAUUUUGUGGAUAUAGAAACUAUGUUUUUAGUUGAUUUUACAAACUAUUUUACAGACAGCGAGCAUGACAUUUUGAUUUAGAAUUUAAAAACAAGAGAAAUGUGGUAUUGGGGAAAGAAUUCUUUGAAAAAUGAUGAAUCUACCUCUUUGUACAUUAAGAUGAUAAGAAAUAUUUUUUUGUGUCAAUAGAUUUUAGUAUCCCUAUUUUUUGUCUCUUGCACUUCAUCAAUCAUAAUUCGUCUAUUUAUGUUAUCUGUGCCAGCAUUCUCCUAUAUUAUAAGGAGUUCACUGUAGCGAAUAUUCAGGUAGGAAUAGGAAUUAAAUAAUCAGGGGAAUCAAGAAAAUUGGAUUGGAAUUUACAUAAGGCUACUGGAGAGAAAUAACAAAGUGAAAUAUUACAUUGUCUUUGCCUUUUUGACGAUGAUAUUCUUCUACACAGUAAUUUAUAACCAGGGUAUGGAUUAAGCAACUUAUUUUAUGUUUGGGAAAAGCAUUCCUUAGGGAUUAAAUAUAUAUUUUAUGAUGUAAAAUAGUUUAACAUAUUAGAAUAGUAUUUAUAAAUGA
This is a messenger RNA of Paramecium tetraurelia, 957 nucleotides long. RefSeq lists its product as uncharacterized. The record is from RefSeq and is a predicted model, not a curated record. NCBI's taxonomy places the organism in Eukaryota, Ciliophora, Oligohymenophorea, Peniculida, Parameciidae. The transcript is spliced from 2 exons.